AUGACUGAUAGAACGAGUAAGACGCCCGCUGUGAAGAUUGUCAUAGACCCACCGGAUACUCCUGGAAAUUUUGUUGGAUAUAAUGUAUUGUGUUCAUCGCUGGACAACGCCCGCUUGAUGCAGCCGAUUUACGAGGCUGAGUACGACAGUGAGACGCAGGCCUGCGUGGAUAUCCGGACCGGCAAGCAUGCCUCAUACUACGACCACUACACGCCGCACGUUAAACGCAAAAAUGGUCUUCCCAUAGGACCCGAAUCCCCACUGCCGCGACCAGCACUGGAUUUGGAUUUACUUGCGCCUCCCAGGGCUCCUGGCCUUCCCUUCACCCCCGUGCCGAGUAGCGUGCUGCAGGAUCCAGUAGCCCGGCGGUUGGCUACCGGAGCAUGGCCCGGGAAAUGA
Molecule: messenger RNA, 399 nt
Organism: Trypanosoma rangeli
Lineage: Eukaryota; Euglenozoa; Kinetoplastea; Trypanosomatida; Trypanosomatidae
Exons: 1
Coding region: 1-399 (132 amino acids)
Source: RefSeq, a predicted model, not a curated record